AUGGCGCCACAAGACACAUACAUCGACGAUGAAGAGGACUGCUGCCCCCUUUGCAUCGAGGAGUUCGAUCUCUCCGACCGGAAUUUCCGACCAUGUCCUUGCGGAUACCAGAUAUGUCAAUUUUGUUUCAACAACAUCCGCAACAACAUGAACGGCCUGUGUCCAGCAUGUCGGCGGCCAUACGACGACAAAACGAUACAGUGGAAAAUGGUCACUCAGGAAGAGAUUGCCGAGUUCCAGAGGAACAUACAGAAAAACCAAAAGAAGCGUGCUGCCGAGCAGCGUCAAAGGGAGGCGCAGAAGCGCGAGGCCGAGAAGGAGAACCGCAAGAACCUUGUUGGCGUUCGGGUGGUCCAGAAAAACCUGGUUUAUGUGACCGGCUUGACACCCACAGUCCGCGAGGAAGAGUUGCUCAAGAGUCUCCGUAGGCACGAGUUCUUCGGACAGUACGGCAAUAUCCUGAAGAUUUCCAUAAGCAGCCGCAAGGGCAACGACGGCCAGAACCAGUCCCUCGGCGUCUACGUUACAUUCGAAAAGAAGGAGGACGCUGCGCGAUGUAUUCUGGCCGUUAAUGGCUCCCAGAACGGCGACAGGAUCCUCAGGGCCCAGCUUGGUACGACCAAGUACUGCUCCGCAUGGCUUCGACACGAGCAGUGCACCAACCGGCAGUGCAUGUUCCUGCACGAGUUGGGCGAUGAGGAGGACAGCUAUAGCCGGCAGGAUCUAUCUUCCAUGAACAGCAUCAGUUCUCAGCGCCCCAUUCAAAAUCCCGGUACCUCCCGUUCUGCUUCAAGGCAACAAGCUCACCAGUCGCCCGCUCCUGCCCUUGCGCAACCCAUGGUCAGGAGCUCUAGCAAGGACGGAUCGGAUAAUGGCGAUGCACCGGCCCUCCCGCCCUCCGCGAACUGGGCUCGCAACCCGCAAGUACGCAGUCGUCGGGGCAGUCAUGCCACCAGUGGGGCAGCACCGAGCCCCGCCAUCUCAAGCGCCUUACCGGCCACUGCAGAAUCCGCUGUUGAGGAAGCGUCAGCUGAUUCACCCGCCGCUGGACCUUCGACCAAGGCUACCCCGUCCGCAAACCUAUCAAAGCCACCAACUCCACCUGCUCAGAAAGCCAAACGCGCCUCGCAGGAUGCGCUCAAAUCUCUUCUCAAGUCACUUGAGAGCUGCUCUCUCAAAUGGCCGAAAUUGGCGAAUGAAGAUGAACUGUCUAAGCUAUAUCCCCCACUCUUCGACAGCCGUGGCGGGAUGCGACGGAGAGCCAUGCGCGCGGCCGAAGAUACGAGCAGCGUCGGCGAUCAACAAUCGGGUGGCGCCCGAGAGGCUUCAGAGGGUGAACCCGAGAGCAGCGGCAGUCUUGCGCUCGGCGGCGAGCCCGAGGACCGCGACCAUAGCCGUGACCCCCACAGUUAUGACCCGCAUCGAAUCGCACAACCCCCCAUUCAGAGGAGCAACACAGAGGGGCUGUUUGGUCAGGCCGUCGGCGCAAGCUUUACCGCCCAAGCGACUGCGAACCUUGGCUCGGUUGGGGCCCGGACCAUGACGCCGCAGCAGCCUGCAUUCAUGCGCCAGCCCGGCGCAUUUGUCGAUCAUUUAUCUGCGCAGGCAAACCUGUUUCAGGGCCAAGGUCACAACCGUCAGGGCUCGCGCUUCAGUUUCGCCAAUGACGGCAGAGACGCGGCAUCGGCCACCUCGGUCAAGCUGACCGCCAACCCCCGCAUCAUGGCUCAGCAGUCUUCGAUGAUGCCGUCCUCCUUCCACAACCAACCAGGCAGUCAGUACUAUGCCUCUUCUAUGCCGGGCCCUCCACCCGGGCUCAAGUCGACGGGCACGCCGCCGGGCGUGUUUGGUCAGCACGGUUUUGGAUCGGCCGCUUUUGGCGGUGCGUCUAAGGACUCCAACGAAAUUCUGCAGCUCUUUGGCCGUGGGCGAGCUGCUGGCACUCAGGCUCAUGAAGCCGUAAAGCGUGAGUUGAUGUUCUAUCCUUUUCCUAAUCAGUACCCACCCUCUACUUCCUCCACCCCAGCUCCUGCCUCGAGCCGCCUGGCAAUGCUCUACGGUUCUCAGCCUGGAGCCUUCCAAGACUUGGGUUCAAAGCAGAAGAAGAAGGGGAAGAAGCACAGACACGCUAACACUUCCUCCUCUGGGGGGAGUGGCUCAGCAGAUCUUGCGGACCCGAGUAUCCUGCAGGCGACGAGAAUGCAGUCUCAGCAGCAUCUGCAGCAACAGAGCAAUGCCGCACUCGGACAGGGCCUGUUCGGUGGUCAGUCGCAAGACGAUGAUCUACUUGCUAUGGACGAGGUGAGGACCAGCAUCGAAGCGCUAGUGGCGGAUGAGCCAAUUGAUGCCAACAUCCGCCAACCUCCUGGAACGUUCGAGCCGUUUGGCCGGCUCAAAACGCCUUCGGUUCCUCCUGGACUGGGGCUUCCAAACGCGCAUCCUUCGCCAGCCGUCUCGCAUUCGUCUUUGCAAGCAACGAGUACUGGUCGUCACACGCCGCCGGUAGCCCUCCCCAAGGUUCCAGUCAAGCCUCCAGUGGCCACAGUCUCCAGUCCACUGAGUGGAAAGAAGACGAUUGCUCAACCCGUAACUGAGGCGAAAAAGAACAUCAAGGCGCUUGCUGCCGAAAGCGGCCUGUCGAAGGAAAUCAAUUCAAAAGCGAAAUCGCAGAAACUUCUGCAGGACGAAGAAUUUCCCGCACUUGGUUCCCCGAAACCACAGCGGGCAGCAACACCGGUCGUCCAACCUAAGGCACCAGCGGGUAAAGCAGCCUCGGCUGGAAGUAAGAAGCCAGCUGAAAAGACGAAGGAUGUGGAUACAGCGAAGGAGGAGCCCGUAUCUGCACCGGCCAGGGGCGAAACCCCGAAGCCUGUGGCACGCGCUGCUGAGAAGAUUCCAGAGAAGACAGCCGAGAAAAAGGUGGAGAAACGACCAGUUCCUGGCAUCCUGAACAUCGCUGCAGCUACCAAGGCGGCUCAGAUGAAGAAUGCAGAGGCGCAAUCAACGGACAAGUCGGCCGCGGACCGUGACUCUGCGUUUCCGGCUCUCCCAACCCCGACGGCCGCGUCCGUUUCUUCUCCCCUGGCGCGAACGGCCCCAAAGACGCUGCGAGUGGUAUCCACGCCGAAAACUGAGACGCCGUCAACGCCAGUGAACGGUCCCGCUUCGAUCCUCGCCGCUCCCGUUGCACGAGCAGUCGCAGCCGCCGCCAUCCGACCCGAGACACCAGCCAGCGAACUCAUAUCCGAUAGUGCAUCCAUCAUCUCGGCUUCCAUUUCGGCAUCGCGAACGAACUCGCCCCCGCCGUCAAAGAUCGGGUCUGCGCCGAUGCGGGCCACCACCAAAAGCCAGCAGCGUAAACAGCGCAAAGAGGCUUUGAAGAAGGAGGCCGCCACCAUCUCGGCUCAACCGGCCAAGGCAGAGCCCGCCGAAAUCGCUCCGAUCAUUGGCCGGAAGAAGAAGCAGAAAAAAGACAAGCCUAACAGCCGGAAUGCGACACCCACGGAAAGCAGCUCGGAGAAUCCGCUAGCGCCCCAAACCAUGCCCGCCGACGAGGUUAAAGAAAACGACGAGGUCAAGGACGCUAAGGAGGUUAAGGAGGUAAAAGAGGUCAAGGAAAUUAAGGAGGUCAAGGAGGUCAGGGAGGUCAAAGAAGAGUCUUCGACCUAUCGGUCGACGGCAAACGAAACGACCACCCUGACUGACGAGCCGCAUAACAGGUAUGGCGACCUUAAAGGAAAGAUGGCGGAGGCUAGAAAGAAUUUGGACCACUCGACGACACCACGGAUCAUGCCGACCCCGGCGGCGGUCCUGCGCGAUCUUCAAGAGGCCGGGCUGGUAUCUGGCAACAUUGAUGACCUAGCCUUCCUCAAGUCGGUGAGCGCCCAACUGGAUAAGUGGAAGAACGACCCCAACAACGCGGGUCUGCGGGAUCUGGCAGCGAGGAACACCAUGACGCCGACAAAAUCCAUCGUCACAGAGGAUGACCAGACAGCCCUCAUGGCUGGAAACCCCGUGCGCAAGGUGGUUGACGGCGUUCGCAUCCUGCUGACACCCAACGGCGACUGCGUGCGCAAUCUUAGCCCGGAGGAGGAAGACCGCUUCCUGGAGCUGCAACAACUCGUGGCCACGUCCAUCACCAACCCGGCCGCUUUUGUUUCGCCGCGCCAUGAAGCCGGCGGCGGCUUCAGCCUGAUCAAGGGCCGCGCGGUGCCGAACGGCCCUCCAAGCUACUUCCCGCCUGGGCCGGGGGCCUACCCGUCUGACCCGGUCAACAAAAUCCAGCGCGAGGAGGCAAUCUACUACAUUAAUCAGUACGUCUUGCCGCGGCUUAACCUCAAUGCCAGAGACAUGAGUCUGCCGAAGGCGAUGUCGUCGUGGACGACGGAUCCACGGGGUACCGCUGCUCAGGCUGCCGCCAACCUCAGCUCAGUCGCGCCUUGGCUGUACGGCGGUAUUAGCCCGUCAUCGCACGGCGCGGACGUUGAUGUUGACGUCACUGCGGAUGCCGCCGCUCCGGAACUGAACUACCCGGGCCCAAUUGGCGCGUUUGCUGACCCCCUCCAUCACAUACCGCAUCACCUCCAGCCGCAUUCUCACCCGCACUUCCCUCAUCCUGGCUUUGCUCCGUACCUUGACCUGCCGAACGGCAGUCCCGGCUCACAGCCUCCUCUCGCGGACGAGAUCCGUGACAGCUCGGCCAACAGCGGCAACAACACCAAUGCCAGCACCAACAAAUCACCGAUGAGCUACCACUCCCCAGGCCCCUUUGGCAACGUCCCACUCAUGUCCCUCGAGGAUGCAGAGCAGGCGCUCGCCGCGGCGAGGAAGGAGACGGAGAAACUGGAAAAGAGCCUCAACCAGCUCAUGAAGAAGAAUAGGAAGCUUCUGCUCUCCAUGGCCGGCGGCGCUGCUUCGUCUGCUUCGCCCACGGCGACGGCUGUCCUCGCGGGCGGCGCCGCUUCCGGUGGUGGGGGCCAUUGA
Molecule: messenger RNA, 4983 nt
Organism: Canariomyces notabilis
Lineage: Eukaryota; Fungi; Ascomycota; Sordariomycetes; Sordariales; Chaetomiaceae
Exons: 5
Coding region: 1-4983 (1660 amino acids)
Biological process (GO): protein ubiquitination
Cellular component (GO): CCR4-NOT complex
Molecular function (GO): ubiquitin-protein transferase activity; RNA binding
Source: RefSeq, a predicted model, not a curated record